AUGGGGGCCACGAACGAUAUGGAAAGUCCCGAGUCCUUUGAGUUGGCCGUCGAAGAGGCGAAACCAUUCCUCCUGGAGAAAGAUGAAGAAGAAUCUCAAUUCCCGGAGCCGCCGAUUCUUCCUGAGCCGAAAGCGAUGUCGAAGGGAGGUUUUCUGGGCAUGAGUCCGAAGUUGUGUCUGGCUAUCCUGGUGAAUUGUCUGGCUACGGCGGGGAUUGUAAGAUCGAUCCAUCACCAUCAUCACACCAACACCACCACUCCUACACGAUCCGUACUGACUAGAAUUGGAUUCUCAGGUCUUCGUCAACAAACAAAUCUUCUCCAACCCACCGCUACGAAACUGCCAAGUGGCCUUCGCCGCCUUCCACUUCACCAUCACCGCCACGCUCCUCUACAUCGUCUCCCGCCCGCGCAUCGCCCUCUUCCAAGCCAAACGCAUCGACCCCCUCGACGUCCUGCCCCUCGCCCUCAGCAUGAUCUUCAACGUCGUCCUCCCCAACGCCUCCCUCGCCUUCUCCAGCAUCCAAUUCUACCAAGUCGUCCGCGUCCUCGUAACCCCCAUGACCGCCCUGCUCAACUGGUACCUCUACCACAUCACCUUCCCCCUCCAGGCAGCCUACACCCUCCUGCCCGUCUGCGUGGGCGUCGCGGUCCUGAGUUGGUACGACACGAAAGGCAGAGGCCGAGGCGAAGGGCACGCUGAUGAUGCGUAUACCCGCGGCACGUCGCCCGUCGGGGUGGCUUUUGCGCUUGCCGGGUGUGUCGCGAGCGCGCUGUAUGGGGUCUGGAUUAAGGAAUUCCAUCUGCGUCUGAGGUGCGAUAGCUCGCAGUUGUUGCUGGCGCAGAGCCCCGUGGCUGUCGGGGUGAUGCUGUAUGUCAUUCCGUUUUCGGAUGAUCUGACGGCUUUUCCGGCUACGGGGUUGGGGGCUUGGGGGUUGAUUUUCUUGGUGAGUUGAUCCCUCUCUCUCUCUCUCUCUCUCUCUCUCUCUCUCUUCAACCAUGUGGAUUUUUUUUUUUUUUGUGUUUGGAAGUGAAUACUAAUCUCAACCGCAACAACCAGAGCGGUCUCCUAGCCUGCCUGCUCAACAUCUCCCACUUCAUGAUCGUCAACGAGAUCGGCGCGCUGAGCAGCACGAUCGUGGGGCAUUUCAAGACGUGCUCCAUCGUCGCCAUGGGCUGGAUGGUGAGUGGGAAACCGCUGCGGGAUGGCAGUCUGGUGGGCAUCUUUUUGGCGAUUGGAGGGAUUAUGCUGUGA
Lecanosticta acicola is the source of this 1254-nucleotide messenger RNA. Lineage: Eukaryota; Fungi; Ascomycota; Dothideomycetes; Mycosphaerellales; Mycosphaerellaceae. The record is from the annotation of a GenBank genome assembly.